UCGCGCGGAAGUGACCCAGUUGCGCACAGACCUGAUUAGACACUAUCCCCUAAUAGCAUAUGAUAUCCUGCGUAUCAUCCCAUUUUCAUACUGAUCGUACUGUGAUCAUCUCUAACAUACUGAGAUUAUCAUAUAUAAUAUUUCGUUCAGUAUCAUCCCGUUUUCUUUCGCGCAUAUUCUGAGAAUCGACGCAACGUACGACAUGUUACGUAUACCUUUCAGUCGCGCGCGUAUAUUCCUAGGAGUAACGCGUGAUACGGUGUACGGUGACGGGAUGUCAAUCAUCACGCCAUCUGCGGAAUUCAGUCGCCUUUGUCUUUUCGCUCGCCCGGCACGCGGUAUCACAUGGAUUCGAGGGAUCUUCGAUAUUUUAGGCACUUUAUGAUUUCGAAAAUCAUACACUUGGAAAUAGCGAUACGAGAUAUCAAGAAGAGCGUCAAGCAAAUAUCAGAAAAAUUGUCACUUGAUUUGUUCGACAAGAAAGAAAAAGAAAACAUUAAUACGUUGAAAGAUUUCCCGUUGAAAGAACAACACGAAUUGGAUAUUUUAGAACGGAAGUUACAAAAUGACACAAGUUUUCGGGACGAAAUGAUUAAGCAAUUGACACAUAUUCGCAGUGAUUUAAUGAGAAGCACUUCUGUUCGAAUAAUGAAACUUAUUUUGUCAAACGAACUAGCUGUAAAAUAUAGUUGGUUUGGAGCCAAAAAGAAACAAAGCUUUUCUUCUUUAAAUUUAUGCAAAGUUGUUAUAACUGUGCUACGAAAAACACAUCCAGAUGCUUCUGAUGACCAGAUCUCAGCUCCAAUCAAGAUCUGGUUAGCCCAUGCUAAAGAACGUCUCGACAGGCAACGACAACAUGACAAUGCAAAUAACGCAGAAGAAGACACAGAAUGAAUGAAUUUUAUCACUGCAUAGUAAUGAAAUGUGCAAUAUUUUAAUGCAAUAAUAGUACAAAAACGAGACUAAAUGCUGCCACAGUAAUCAUCAUUAGCAUAGGUAUGUUUUGAUGCGUACAUUAAUUACAAUAUUAAAUGUAAUUUUUACGCUAUCAAUAACGCUGUGUUACUAAAUUGUUUUAUUUAUAGUUUAUCAAUUGUUGAUCUCCUUCGAGCUAUAUAAGUAUAUAUGAAUUUAUACGUAAAUCGUAAACAAAGUUGUACGCUUUUUUUUAAGACGGAUCUAAACUGUGUUACUAAGAUGUUAGAAAUUGUUUUGACAGCGCUCAAUUUUAAUUUAUCCAAUUGUUAGUCUCCUUCGAGCCAUAUAAGUAUAUAUGAAUUUAUACGUAAAUCGUAAGUAAAAUUGUACGCUUUUUUUUAAGACGGAUCUAAGCUGUGUUACUAAGUUGUUAGAAAUUUUUUUGACAGCGCUCAAUUAUAUAAUAGUUUAUCAAUUAAGUCUCCUUCAAGCCACAAGUAUAUAUAUAAAUUUAUAAAUUGUAAGCAAACUGUGGUGUAAAUGCUACUAACAUCAUUUAUUGAUAAUAAUUAUUCAGCGACAUAAUUAUGUUUUCAAUGGUGUAACAUUGCUAAUAAUAAUAAUAAUUAUAAUUAAUUCUGUUGGCUCAAGCUGCGUCAAA
Solenopsis invicta (red fire ant) is the source of this 1579-nucleotide messenger RNA. RefSeq lists its product as uncharacterized. The coding region runs from base 346 to 894 and encodes 182 amino acids. The transcript has 4 exons. The record is from RefSeq and is a predicted model, not a curated record. NCBI's taxonomy places the organism in Eukaryota, Metazoa, Arthropoda, Insecta, Hymenoptera, Formicidae.